CAUAGAAAUCCACACCAAACAAAGAUUUAGCUCAUUAGCAGUACCUUUUUUUCCACAGCUGUAUACUUUACAAUCUUAUAUUGAACUUAAAUUAAGGCUGCUGCUGAUACUUGUCUUCAGAGAGCAUGUUUCUGCAUCAUCAUGACCCUGUCAGUCUGCUCCCUGAACUCUGAGCCUGUCCUUUGAAAAGACACAUUGUUUCUUAAGGCUGUUCUCUGAGUCUGUGUAGGAGAGACUGAGAGCAGCAUUACACUGAAGCACAGCACUGCUGCCUACAGACAUGGGUUGUUAUGAAUGCUGUAUGCGCUGUCUGGGAGGAGUGCCGUACGUCUCUCUCGUGGCCACUCUACUGUGUUUCUCUGGCAUUGCUCUGUUCUGCGGCUGUGGACAUCAGGCCCUUACAGAGAGCGAAAGACUCAUCGAGACUUACUUCGCCCGUGACCAUCAGGACUACAUCACCCUAGCGUACCUUAUUGAGUAUUUUCAGUACAUCAUCUAUGUCCUGGCCUCCUUCUUCUUCCUGUACUGUAUAGUCCUGCUGGCUGAAGGCUUUUACACCACCAGUGCAGUUCGCCAGUCAUUUGGAGAAUUUCGUAGUACAGUUUGCGGUCGCUGUCUCAGUACAACGUUCAUCGUGAUCACAUAUGUCCUGGUUGUUGUCUGGUUGCUGGUGUUCUCCCUGUCUGCGAUUCCUGUGUAUUUCUUCUACAACAUGGCAAACACCUGUCAGACUAUCAACUUCCUCUCUGAAACGCCCUCCAGCAUCAACCAGCUGUGCAUUGACGCCAGACAGUACGGUUUACUUCCAUGGAACGCAGUCCCAGGAAAGGUUUGUGGGAUGACCCUGUCGAAUGUGUGCAAGACAAGAGAGUUUUUCUUGACCUAUGACCUGUACAUCGCUGCCUUCGCUGGAGCGGGGAUGACGGUCUUGGCUCUGCUCACAUAUACUGUGUCUACCACCUAUAACUUUGCGGUUCUGCGGUAUCUGGGGAGGAAAGGCAUCAGUCCGCGGUGUUAACAUCUCUUCUGUCCUGGUGUCCACUGGUCCCUCUACCCUCAAUAACAGCACCAUUUCUCAUCUCGUGCUUUUCCACAACACUAUUUCCUGGCUGUUUUUUACAUUUUUUGGAUUUAAAGGUUUCGAUUUUGGAAUCUUUUCUCCAAACUAUCUCCUUUUUCCACCUGUACCCCUCCCGUGCACCAGGGGAAGUAUUCUGCCUUCAAGUCUUCUGGGACGUUAUACAAAACGGGUGUGCAAAAGAUCCAUGUAUUUUUCAUUCUUGUGCUGCCACAAAGAAUGACGGCAGUUGUAGUUUUGGUCUCAGUCGCCUCAUAAUCCAGCUAAACAAGUCGUUUUUUUUCAUGUUUUCAAGCCAACUUUAUCAAUAUUCUUCUUCAGCAGUACACAACUAAACUAUACAGUCAACUUAUGACCUAGCCAAGGCCUAGAUAGUGAUUUUGAAAUUGUGUAUAACACAUAACACUGACUGUAAAAUAUUUAUCUAUGGGGUGGCAUACUUUGAGUUUUGAUCAUUUUACCGGGCUAGUUUUGUUACACAGAGCUAACGACUGUGAUCAUGCCAACACAACUUGAAGUCAACUAUAAGCAUUGGAUUCCAUUUUUUACCCUUUUUCAUUUUUGGUUUUUGAGAUGUGAUACUAUAGAUCAUAGAUAUAUGUACAUAUAUGCCUUAUUAGUGGCAGUUUCUAUGAGUCGCUUUACAUAUAUACAUAAGAGGUCCGCCAUAUUGGAACAGUCAAAGCAGGUCCAUGAACAUUUGAGAGCAAGUUGAUUGGGCGUCUGUAACUUUUUGAAUGAAUAUCUAUAUAUGAAAUAGACUUCAGCAGAUGAUUUUACUAAACUAACACAAGAAGACAAGAUGAAGGCGUCAGCUAACAUGACAUUAAAAAGUUACCAUAAUAUAAGUAAAAACAUUGAGACAAACCAACACAUUCUCAUCUGUGAAAGGUUCUCCCAUUUCUUUAGGAAUUUAAAUCUGGGUAGUUUCACAACGAGAAGCUGUGCAAUGUCGUGGCAUCACUGGCCCUGUUUACUCCUGGUGUUAAGGUGUGUUUUGUUCGAUCGGAUCACAAGUAGACGAAUAAGACACAUUCCCGUUUACACCCAGUGUUUUAAUCCGUCUCUUUUGUCCACUUUCAACCACUUCUGUCCACUGUCAUUGUCUAUAGGCGGGAAAUGGAAUAGGUUUUCAGAUCUUUCGAUCUAAUGGACAAAAUAAGCUCAUGCAAUUUACAUAUGAACGCGCCCGGAGACCGCAAGACCAGCCGAACGCUGUGAGUGUGUGUCAGAGAUCAGAAAUGGUGAGAGAACUUUGUGCUUGGUACGUUUUUCAUCUUCAAACCAAACUUGGGUCUCCAGCCAACAAAGUUUAUCUCCUGUCUGGUUAGCGUUCUUCCCAUAAUGUUCACUCAUUAGAUCAGGAGAGCAGACGAUUUUUUAUGGCUGUUUCAACGCAUUCGACCCCAUGAGCGUUUCCACCGCAGGAACUUUCCCCAGGAACUAGGAACUUUGGUUCGCGGUGUAAACGCAGUAAGCAAGCGGUCUGGGGCAAAAAAAGUUCCUAUGAAAGAAGUUCCUGGGUGAAAUAGUUCCUGGUAAUUGCGGUGGAAACGUGGCUUAUGUUGCUGUCUGGGAAGUGGACAAGCUCAAAAUGUUUUAGACCCUGUUUACAAAUGUAUUUGGCGAAAACCACGUGAUCCGAUCGACCAAAGUGGAGAUGGUCCUCACUGCGGAACAUGAAAUCCAUGGGGAGGAG
Molecule: messenger RNA, 2777 nt
Organism: Pimephales promelas (fathead minnow)
Lineage: Eukaryota; Metazoa; Chordata; Actinopteri; Cypriniformes; Leuciscidae
Source: RefSeq, a predicted model, not a curated record